UUUCUUUUCUUCGCACUCUCUAACGCCUUUUCACUCUCUCCCUCCCUCCCUCCCUCUCUUUCUCUCUGAAUUCGUUCCGGCCAAACUCUGUUCUCGGUCCACGCAUGGAGAACCUUAUCACAUUGGUGAACAAACUACAGAGGGCAUGUACAGCACUAGGCGAUCACGGCGAAGAGAGCUCCUUGCCCACUCUCUGGGAUGCAUUGCCCGCCAUUGCCGUCGUCGGUGGCCAGAGCUCUGGGAAGUCUUCUGUGCUAGAGAGUAUUGUCGGGAAAGACUUUUUACCCCGUGGAGCUGGGAUUGUUACUAGGCGUCCUCUUGUCUUGCAACUCCAUAGGAUUGAUGAAGGAAGAGAAUAUGCAGAGUUUAUGCAUCAACCUAGAAAGAGAUUCACUGAUUUUGCUGCCGUGAGGAAGGAGAUUUCUGAUGAGACUGAUCGAGAGACAGGUCGGACAAAACAAAUUUCUACUGUUCCAAUCCAUCUCAGUAUCUUUUCCCCUAAUGUUGUGAACUUGACGUUGGUCGAUCUUCCUGGACUUACAAAAGUAGCUGUUGAUGGUCAGCCAGAGAGCAUUGUGCAAGACAUUGAGAACAUGGUUCGGUCCUACAUUGAGAAGCCCAACUGUAUUAUUCUUGCAAUUUCUCCAGCCAACCAAGAUCUUGCUACAUCUGAUGCAAUUAAGAUUUCCCGUGAGGUAGACCCUAAAGGGGAGAGGACAUUUGGAGUUUUGACCAAGAUUGAUCUUAUGGAUAAGGGUACUGAUGCAGUUGAUAUCCUAGAAGGAAGAUCAUAUAAGCUACGAUUUCCUUGGAUUGGUGUUGUUAAUCGGUCUCAAGCCGAUAUAAAUAAAAGUGUUGAUAUGAUUGCUGCCAGGCGCAGAGAACGUGAAUACUUUGCUACUAGCCCAGAGUAUAGGCAUCUGACUGACAGAAUGGGUUCUGAGCAUCUAGGAAAGAUGCUUUCUAAGCACUUGGAAACUGUUAUCAAGUCUCGAAUCCCAGGCCUUCAAUCCCUUAUCAAUAAAACCAUAACUGAGCUGGAAGCAGAACUGAACCGUCUUGGGAAGCCCAUUGCUUCGGAUGCUGGAGGAAAAUUGUAUGCCAUAAUGGAAAUUUGUCGAACAUUUGAUCAAAUAUUUAAAGAACAUCUAGAUGGCGUGCGCCCAGGUGGUGAUAAGAUCUACAGUGUGUUUGAUAAUCAGCUUCCAGCUGCUCUGAAGAGGUUGCAAUUUGACAAACAUCUUUCAAUGGAAAACGUGAGAAAGCUAAUCACUGAGGCAGAUGGAUAUCAACCUCACCUAAUUGCUCCUGAACAAGGAUAUCGUCGUCUGAUUGAGUUUUCCUUGGUAACAAUUAGAGGUCCUGCCGAGGCAGCUGUAGAUGCGGUUCAUGCUAUAUUGAAGGAUCUUACUCACAAGGCUAUUGGUGAAACUAUGGAGCUAAAGCAGUAUCCCACUCUGAGAUCGGAAGUCGCAAAUGCAGCAAUUGAAUCAUUGGACAGGAUGAGGGAAGAAAGCAAGAAAGCAACCUUGCAGUUGGUUGACAUGGAAAUUGGUUAUCUAACUGUCGAAUAUUUUCGCAAGCUUCCCCAAGAUAUUGAGAAGGGUGGAAAUCCAACACACUCAGUUUUUGACAGAUACAAUGAUUCAUAUCUCAGGCGAGUUGGAACGAAUGUCUUGUCCUAUGUCAAUAUGGUUUGUGCAAGUUUGAGGAACUCUAUUCCGAAGUCUGUUGUCUAUUGUCAAGUGCGUGAGGCCAAACGAGGCCUACUUGAUCAUUUCUUCACAGAGUUGGGUAAAAAAGAGUCAAAGCAGUUGGGUAAAUUGUUGGAUGAGGAUCCAGCAAUCAUGCAGCGUCGUUCAAACCUUGCAAAAAGGUUGGAGUUAUAUAGAAGUGCCCAAGAGGAAAUUGAUGCAGUUGCUUGGUCCAAAUAGAGGGGACUUGAUUUAUUUUCUUUCUUAGAAGUUGGAUGGCAUCGAUUCUUUCAUUUAUUAGCAUCCCAUAAAGCUCACGCCGCUUGAAUUGAAUUAGAAAAUUCUAAGAGAUCUUGAUCAGUGAAUAUAUACCAAUUCUGUAUUAUUCACAUUUUUCUUGUUCCGAUAGAGAUGAUUGGACCCAUGAACUUCGAAAUAAAAAAGGUAGCAUUUUGUUAAUUUUUAGGCACGAUUGGAUCUCACUUCCCUUUUGUUAAUAUGUAUAGAUAGCCUCAUUUAGCUAGCCAUGAUGCAUGGUUGGAGUAGCAAAAUUAAUGUUGUAUCUUGAAUGAUGGGUGCAUGCCGAGAAUUGGAAAACAUUUUUUUAGGUUCUAAUGACA
Messenger RNA from Juglans microcarpa x Juglans regia, 2314 nucleotides. Its product is annotated as dynamin-related protein 5A. Gene Ontology annotation, cellular component: membrane; cytoplasm; microtubule. Bases 105 to 1934 code for a protein of 609 amino acids. The transcript is spliced from 16 exons. The record is from RefSeq and is a predicted model, not a curated record. Gene Ontology annotation, molecular function: microtubule binding; GTP binding; GTPase activity. Lineage: Eukaryota; Viridiplantae; Streptophyta; Magnoliopsida; Fagales; Juglandaceae.